Molecule: messenger RNA, 2409 nt
Organism: Urocitellus parryii (Arctic ground squirrel)
Lineage: Eukaryota; Metazoa; Chordata; Mammalia; Rodentia; Sciuridae
Product: tubulin-specific chaperone E
Biological process (GO): cytoskeleton organization
Source: RefSeq, a predicted model, not a curated record
CUUCCGGUCUCCCCAUGGCACUUCCGCUCGAUGCUGGAAGCUCUGCUGCCCUCCGCUGUCAAGGGGCAGCCGCCGAGACCACCAGCUGCUGCUGGCAGAUCUCACAUUUUGGAUUCUGGCUGUCUUAACAUGAGUGACACUUUGACAUUAGAUGUCAUUGGUCAAAGAGUUGAAGUAAAUGGAGAAUAUGCAACAGUGCGUUUUUCUGGCGUUGUUCCUCCUGUGGCAGGACUCUGGUUAGGAGUGGAAUGGGACAAUCCAGAGAGAGGAAAGCAUGAUGGGAGCCGUGAAGGGAUUGUGUACUUUAAAUGCAGGCACCCAACGGGAGGAUCUUUUAUUCGUCCAAACAAGGUAAAUUUUGGAGUGGACUUUCUUACUGCAGUUAAGAACCGCUAUGCAUUAGAAGAUGGACCAGAAGACUAUGGGGAAGAGCAAAUAAUUAUAAUUGGGAAGAAACCUGUGGAGACCAUUGGUUUUGACUCUGUGAUCAAACAGCAGAGUCAUCUGAACAACUUGCAAGAGAUUUCUCUAAGGAACUGUGCAGUAAGUUGUGCUGGUGAAAAAGGAGGAAUUGCCAGAACAUGUCCUAAUAUUACAAGAGUAGAUGUGUCAAAAAACCUGUUGUCAUCAUGGGAUGAAGUGAUUCGUAUUGCUGAUCAACUCAAAAACCUGGUGGUUCUUAAUCUCAGUGAAAACAAGCUGCAGUUUCCCUCUGGCUCACCAGUGCUAACUGGAACAUUUUCUACAUUGAAGGUAUUAGUUCUCAAUCAAACAGGAAUUACGUGGGCUGAGGUGCUGCAGUGUGCCCUGGGGUGGCCAGUCCUUGAGGAGCUGUAUCUGGACUCCAACAACAUCUUCAUUUCCGAAAGGCCCAGUGAUGUUCUACAGAUGCUCAAGCUGUUAGACCUUUCCUCUAACCCAUUAAUUGAUGAAAAUCAGCUGUUCCUGAUAGCCUAUCUGCCCAGAUUAGAACAACUAAUCCUUUCUGACACUGGAAUUUCUUCUAUACAUUUUCCGGAUGCUGGAAUUGGGUGCAAAACAUCCAUGUUCCCGUCCCUGCAGUACCUUGUAGUAAAUGACAAUCGGAUAUCACAAUGGUCAUUCAUCAAUGAGCUAAACAAAUUACAGAGCUUGCGUGCCCUGUCCUGUCUAAGGAACCCCCUGACUGAAGGAAGCAAGGAAGCACAGACCACUCGACAGCUCAUUAUUGCCAAAAUUGGUCAACUAAAAACCCUGAACAAAUGUGAGAUUCUUCCAGAGGAACGGCGAGGAGCUGAGCUUGAUUACCGAAAAGCUUUUGGAAAUGAGUGGAAAAAGGCUGGUGGACAUCAGGAUCCAGAGAAAAACAGACCAAAUGAAGAAUUUCUUGCAGCCCAUCCUAGAUACCAGCUCCUGUGCCACAAAUAUGGUGCACCUGAGGACGGAGAACUCAAAGUACAACAACCAUUUAUGCUGAAAAACCAACUACUGACACUGAAGAUAAAAUAUCCAAACCAACUUGAACAGAAGGUCUUAGAGAAGCAACUGCCAGGUUCCAUGGCCAUUCAAAAGGUGAAGGCAUUACUGUCACGUCUUCUCAAAGUUCCUGUGUCAGAACUUUUGCUGUCCUAUGAAAGUCCCAAGAUGCCGGGCAGAGAAAUUGAACUAGGAAAUGACCUUCAGUCAUUACAGUUUUAUUCUGUGGAAAAUGGAGAUUGUCUACUAGUGAGAUGGUAACAACCAGCUUUAAAAAUUUAGUGACUAGACUGUUCAUCAUGACUGGGGUUCGCUGGGAAGAAAUGAUUUGCUAGAACAGUUCUACUGUCAAAUGAGGUUUUACAGCUUGCCGAAAGUAUAACAGAGGAUGUACUUUUCACCAGGAAGAGACCAUUUGUAGGCUUGUAUAUAAUAGCAGUAAUAAAGGCUUUGACUACUCAUGAUCUUCUGAUCUUACUUCAUAUGUAUUUUUAUAGCUCCUCACUAUUAUUAAAUAGAAACUAACUAGUCUAAUAACAUCUGAAUAUAGCUAAUGUCUGUCACAGACUAGUUUUAAUGAAAUUCUCUACUGAUACUAUUUUAAAAGAUUACCGAAAUGAUUUGGUCACGUGGGGAAGUGUCCCUUAAAUUCAGGGAGGCACAUCCUUUAAACUGUCUGACAUGGUCCAGUUCUGAGCAGGGAGCACAUAUUUAUUAGAAUUUGAGUAUUAGAGUUUUUCUUCUCAGAUWUACUAUCUUGAGAGUCCUUAACAAGGCAAUCACAGGCUUUUCUGUAUAGUUAUACCUAAACUGAGCAUAGUGUUCCCAGCUCUGACGGACUUACCCAGGGGGCAAUGAUAAAAGCAAAAUCUUCCCUAUGGCACAAAAACCCAAAGAGAUAUAAAAAUGUGUUUUAACAGGAGUACUAAACUGAUUUUCAGGAUUUAUCUUAAA